Paramuricea clavata is the source of this 2082-nucleotide messenger RNA. The record is from the annotation of a GenBank genome assembly. NCBI's taxonomy places the organism in Eukaryota, Metazoa, Cnidaria, Anthozoa, Malacalcyonacea, Plexauridae.
AUGCUGUUAGAAAUUAUUGGGCAGGUGAGGGGGUGGGUCACUAUGCUUUCAGUUUCAAAGGUUAAGAGCCCCCCCCUCCCAGUGCGUACUUUUGUUGAAUAUCAGGAAUAAUGAUGCUGCAUGGAUAUGUCAGUCUUAUGAACUCUAUUCACUAGAGUUCAUAAGGGCUACAAGUUUAUUAGUGCUUUUGUACUAUUACGCACUACCCCUUUGAAAUAAAGACUCUAACUAACUAACCAGCAUCAGGCCGUAUUCUUGUCAAAAUUAUGCUAUGAAUGACCCCAGUCAUAAUCACUUCAUAUCUCUCUAUAAUAAAAUGGCCAAUGUUCCAUCAACACCUGAUAUAUAUUUCAGAACAGUACAAUUAACUUGUUUCAUUUUAUCUUUCUAUCUUCCAGACAGUCGACUUAAAGGUCAAGGGUAUGCAAUUCCUAUAGAAAAAGAUUUGUUUCCUUGAAAGAGACUGAAUCUCAUCAUAUUUUGGCAUGUCUAUAAGUGACAGUUUGGCUGAGCUUGUAAUUGACAACAGAAAAGAUCGUUUUACCAAUACACACAAGCCUGUAAAUGUUGAAUCUGAGACAUACAACUAAACAGCAUCACAAUGUGAACUGAAACACCACAACCUGCAGACAUUGCUCAAUCAUUGCCCACAUUGGAAAUAGUAUUAAUAUUGGCAAGCCAUUUGGAGAAUACUCAUUGCAUCUCAUAAUGCAGACUGCCCAGUAAAGCAAUAAUAAGGCAUAUUUCAAACUUUAUUCAUACUUUAUCCGUUUUACAUUAUUUCACAUUACACCAUAGUAUAUAUUAUUGACAUGAAGCCAUGCUGUGGUAAUAUGUAAAUUAGGGGUGCACCGGAACCAAUUUUUAAAGUUCCGACCGGAACUGCAAAAAAGUAAUCUGGCCGGAACUGAAUUAUUAAGCCAUAUAUAGUCAUAUCUGAUGUUACUUUGUCUGCUGCCAGACAGGUUCACAAAAUUGCAAAUGUAAUGUUUGACACAAAAACGUAUGAUAUUCUAUCUCUCUGAAAGCGACAGACUUCCAGUUCCGGUCAUGCAUGCUUUUUUUAUUAGUUCUGGCUGGAACUCUGAAAAAUCGGAGUUCCGGCAGGAACUAACCAGCCGGAACCGAGUUCCGGUGCACUCACAAUGUAAAAUCAUAAUUUUAAAAAUAAAUAAGUUAAGAAGUUAACAUGUAAAUAUAUAAAUAGGUAUAAAUAAUUUUAAUAUUUUAUGACUCUAGAUAAUAUUUUAUACAGGAGGUUUAGAUAGGGGUAGGCACAUUAAAAGCACUGUUUCCUGUUCUUCUAAAAACGUGGGUAUAAAACCUCUGUCUCAUCAAUAUCACUCAUCUUAUCUGGUGACUUUCAAUGAGGUGGUAGAUCUACUAAGCAGACAGGAUUCAUAUGUUGAUGGUAGCAAUUACAUGGUGCUUGUCUUUUGACUGAUUUAGUGGUGGAGUACAGCAUCCAACUCUUGACCAUGUCAAAGUUAAUAAAUAGUAAGUAAUUUCAAAUGGCUAGGGGUAAUUGUAACCCCUAGCUCAAAAUAUCCCAAACUAGCGUUUGGCUCUUUCAAUUUUAAUUAAUACGGCAAAACAAGUGCCCAGUAACGAGCUGCGGAAAUGCAACACAGCUAUAGUGCGACAUGUCAGGAAAUAGUAUAGUUUACUCGCGCAAGAUGACAGACAUAAAUAGAAUAUUUGCUUGCGAAUAGGAAUUUUAUGAAUUUUGCUUGUAAAUAGGAAUUUUAUAUCUCUGAAAAACAUACCCAGCUAACAUUUGAACAUUGUUAUUUGUAGGUUGAUAUUAGCAAAUGUGAUAAUACAUCUACCUAUGUAUUCAAUGCAAUGUCUUGGGAAACUGCUGGUGCAGAAGAUGGUGGUGAAGACAUUGGAGUGGAAAAUGGCUCGGACGAUUUCUUAACCAAAUCAGUUAAAACAGGAUGCCAGCUUGUAGGAAAUGUCGAUUCUUGGAUAUCAAAAAAUGAAUUGAACAACAGUGGGCAUUCUUCUUGUAGUAGUUUUAACUUGCUUGGAUGCUGCGAUAUAAUGAGUCCCCCAACGACCUCGUUCAACAAUGUGUGA